AUGGCUCGGAAAGUGGCUUCCUGCUGCCUGGCCGCUGCAUCGGCCCUGCUGCUGAUUGCCCUGCCGACCGCGUUCAUCCCCUCGCCAGCAAGACAAGGUGCUGUUGCCGCCGCUGCUGUGGCAGCAGGCUCUGCCACCCUGCCUGCUUGGGCUUAUGACCCGCAGAUGACGGACGCGCAAAUCUUGCUGGCACGUGUCCCCGGAGGGAAGCGCACUCAGGAGCUGGGAUUGGUCAUCCCCAUGGCUGACGAGGAUGGCUUGACGGAUGGACAGGUUGCAGGCCUGUUCGUCAUUGCCUUGGUCGUUUUCAUCUCCGCCAUGGAUCUAGCAAAGACCAUGUACAACGGCAUCAACCCGGCCAAGUUCAAGACCAGCAAGGGCAAGGGCUACAUCUCCCCUUUGGUGAAGCGCUACAUCGAGAACGGGUUCUGA
This is a messenger RNA of Symbiodinium natans, 432 nucleotides long. The record is from the annotation of a GenBank genome assembly. NCBI's taxonomy places the organism in Eukaryota, Dinophyceae, Suessiales, Symbiodiniaceae.